Aspergillus ibericus CBS 121593 is the source of this 744-nucleotide messenger RNA. RefSeq lists its product as uncharacterized. The transcript is spliced from 2 exons. The coding region runs from base 1 to 744 and encodes 247 amino acids. The record is from RefSeq and is a predicted model, not a curated record. NCBI's taxonomy places the organism in Eukaryota, Fungi, Ascomycota, Eurotiomycetes, Eurotiales, Aspergillaceae.
AUGGAACACCGAGACCCACGACGUGAAAUAGUGCAGCGGAUCAUGGAGGACACUCAGCAUGCCAUGCAGCGCUCCAACCAAGCCAUGCAACGCAUGCAACAGGCCAUGCAUCGGAUGCUCCGACUAGUCUUGUACACAGAAGAAGUGCCUCUGCCUCGGAUCUCCCCAAACAGGGAUCUGGAGGGACGUGCAGCAGUAUCAGCAGCACCACGAGUAGCAACCGGGAUAGCACGUGCGGAAGCUGAGCAUGUGCCUACCAUAGAACAUGGAGAAAACAGACCGACACAACCACUGGAAGCACUGGCAUCUAGUGCUACUGCUAUGCAGCAAUUCGCGCAGAUGAUAAGCACGAUUCCUGAAACUCAGCUACAGGAGGCAUACCAGCCCGGGCAGCAGGAUGUGAUGGGGGUUGUGGCGAAUGGGAUACAUGCACCAACUCGGGUAGCAACGCCCCCACCCAGGGAUCCGUGGUCGCAGACACCGACGGAGGAAUGGUUUACGCCGGUUCGAGACAGGCCGAGGAGUGUAGCUGGGGAUAUGGAAUUGACGACGAUCUGUACUCGGUGUUUCAAUAUGUGGUUGAAGCCGAUUCGGGCAGAAGAUGAUAUACCGGAUUGUGUCUUUGAUAGACCGAGGAAGAAGAAAAAGUCCGUGUCCGAGGAAGUCACGCACUCGCCACCUCCUUUUGAACGACAACUGACGUCGGAGGAACCUAUGGAUUCAGCAGACUCUUUUGUCCAGUGA